AUACAUUUUUGUUUUGUAAAAUCAGCUGUUUGUCGGUGAAAUCCGGUGAUCGUAGUUAUUUCUUAACCAGGUUUUCGUGAAUUCUUAUAAUUUCUUAUUGGCAUAUGAGGAUAUACAAUAAUGGCAGAUAUUGAUGGAGAAGACCCAAAAGAGUAUCGCUGGGAAACCGGCUACGAAAAAACAUGGGAAGCCAUCAAGGAGGAUGAUGAUGGACUGCUGGACGGCGCUAUAGCCGAUAUUAUACAAAAAGCCAAGCGGAAGCGGCAGGCGCAAAAGACGCAGCAGAACCGUCUGGGAAUGAUGAGACAUCUAUACAUUGUACUGGAUUGCUCCGAGUCAAUGACGGUGCCUGAUUUGAAACCCACACGAAUGUUAUGCACGAUUAAGCUUUUGGAAAUCUUUAUUCAAGAAUUCUUUGACCAGAAUCCUAUCAGCCAGUUGGGUAUGAUUGCACUGAAAGGAAAACGAGCCGAAAAGUUGACUGAGCUAACUGGCACAUCGAAGUUACAUUUAAAAGCUCUGGAAAGCAUUAGUAAAAUUCCCCUCACAUGUGAGCCUUCAUUGCAGAAUGGUCUCGAUCUGGCCAUGAAAGCAUUGAAGGUUGUGCCCAGUCACGCUUCUCGCGAAAUACUCAUAAUUAUGGGUUCACUGACAACAUGCGAUCCGGUCGACAUAAAUAGUACAAUUGAUGGCCUUAAAGCCGACAACAUACGCUGCUCCGUAAUCUCGCUUUCUGCUGAGAUACACGUUUGUCGUCAUCUCACGCAACAAACUCAAGGCACUUAUGGCGCUGUUCUCGAUGAUGCACAUUACCGUGACCAAUUGCUGGCACAUGUAGAUCCACCGCCAGCGGCGCAAACGCAGGAGAACUCUUUAAUAAAAAUGGGCUUUCCACAUGCCAAGACGGACGGUGGCAAGGACCCUCCGCUUUCGAUGUGCAUGUGUCACAUUGAAAAUACAGAAGAACCAAGUAAGCUCACCUCCGGUGGUUACCAUUGUCCGCAGUGUUUUAGUAAAUAUUGUGAGUUACCAGUUGAAUGCCAGACCUGUGGUUUGACAUUGGUAUCAGCGCCACAUUUAGCUCGCUCCUAUCACCAUCUCUUUCCUGUGCAACACUUUACAGAACUGGAAUUCAAUGGACAGGCUGCGAAUUGCUAUGCUUGUCAAAAGCCGUUAACAGAAGCAACGGAUAAAAAUGUAUAUCGCUGUGAGAAAUGCUUGCAAGUUUACUGCAUUGAUUGUGACAUUUUUAUUCAUGAUACUCUGCACACAUGCGUCGGCUGUAAUACAGCUAAACCACAUAGGAAAUAGUAAUUGAUGUACGAAAAUAAAACUAUAAAGAAACUUAAUGAAUAAAAAAAAUAAAU
Molecule: messenger RNA, 1367 nt
Organism: Anastrepha ludens (Mexican fruit fly)
Lineage: Eukaryota; Metazoa; Arthropoda; Insecta; Diptera; Tephritidae
Gene: Ssl1
Product: general transcription factor IIH subunit 2
Exons: 4
Coding region: 121-1311 (396 amino acids)
Biological process (GO): DNA-templated transcription; nucleotide-excision repair; regulation of transcription by RNA polymerase II
Cellular component (GO): transcription factor TFIIH core complex; transcription factor TFIIH holo complex
Molecular function (GO): zinc ion binding
Source: RefSeq, a predicted model, not a curated record